Messenger RNA from Anas platyrhynchos (mallard), 3238 nucleotides. RefSeq names its product GLE1 RNA export mediator (gene GLE1). Gene Ontology annotation, biological process: poly(A)+ mRNA export from nucleus. Gene Ontology annotation, molecular function: inositol hexakisphosphate binding; phospholipid binding; translation initiation factor binding. Gene Ontology annotation, cellular component: nuclear pore cytoplasmic filaments; nuclear pore; cytoplasm. The record is from RefSeq and is a predicted model, not a curated record. NCBI's taxonomy places the organism in Eukaryota, Metazoa, Chordata, Aves, Anseriformes, Anatidae.
UGGCCGUGGGCGGGACUCGAACCCGCGGCCUGUGGCGCCCCGGCAACGGAAGCGGGAGCGGGUUAGAGGCUCGGCGGGGCUGUUGUCGGCGCGGCCAUGCAGCAGCGGCAGCUCCGCUGGGACACGCUGGAGGCUCUGCGCAACUCCAGCAAGGGCCGCCUGAAGUACUGCCGCCACUGGCUGCGGGACGAGGAUGUCUUGGAAGGAUGCAUGUCGCCUCUCAUGUUGUCCUCUUAUUCUGGCUGGGUCCUGGACAGAAUAGUUGAACGGUCAGACCAGGAAAUUACACCAUCCAAAACUUCAACACCUAACAAAUCCACUCCCCGUACAAACCAGCUACCUCUUGAGAAGGUCACAUCUGCCAGCCACCAGGGCUCUUCACCGCUUUCAUCUACAGUGCUGAGCGAAACAAAGGGAAAUAAUGGUCUUAGUCUGCUGGAAAUGGAUCAAGAAGUCCUUCCAACACUACUUCCAUCUAAAGUUACGGAAGUUGAAGGCUGCAUUCGGAUGUAUGAAGAGAUGUACAGGUUGAAAGGAAAGGAGGGGCUCAGGCAGCGGCAGGAGCAGCAAGAGCAGAUGGUGAGGGCAGUGUAUGACCUUGCAAGUGAGCAACUGAAGCGUUUUGAUGAACUGAAGGAGCUAAAGCAGCAUCAGGAAUUCCAAGAUUUGCAAGAAGUGAUGGAGAAGAGCUUAAAGGAAACUCAGGGACAGCAAGAGAAGUUGAAGGAAGAACACCGACACAGAGCAAAGGUAUUAAAUCUAAAACUGCGUGAGGCAGAGCAGCAGAGGCAGCGUCAGGAGGAGCUGGAGCGUUUGCGUAAGGAAGAAGGCCAGGAAAGACUGCGUCGCCUUUAUUCCAUCCAGGAGGAAGUGCUACAGCUUAACCAGCAGAUUGAUCCCAAUUACAGACACAAAGACUUGCCAAAAAUUGAUCUUUCUGCAUACAGUAGUCGAGGCAACCAGAUCUGUGGGCUGGUGUCAGGACUCAUCCGCACCACUAGUGAGAGAGGUUUCCCUACUCAAGUGGAUGUGGCCAAUACUGAACGAGCACUGCAGGAAAUGCGGGGGCUGAUAUCCAGCAUGCAGCAAGAAAUCGCUGCAGCUGUGGAAGAAAAAAAGAGGAGAGAUGAAGAGGAAAAGAGACAGAAGCAGCAAGAGUUACUGAAAAAAUCGCAGAUGAAAGCUCAAAGCACUGCCCCUGCACAGCUGCCAGGGGGAAAGCAGACGAAGGAAGGACUUCAAGUUAAGACAGACGAAAGUAUUAUGCGCUGGUACCAGGAGCUUCAAGAUGCUGCAAACCAGUGUGUCACUUCUUUCAGUGAGAUAAGCAACUGCAAAGACAAUGAGGUUAAGAAGAUAAAAACGGACUUGCAGAAAGCAGCUACGAUCCCUGUUAGCCAGAUCUCUACCAUAGCAGGCUCUCAGCUGAGAGAGAUAUUUGACAAGAUCAAUAACCUGCUCUCUGGAAAGUCUGUUCAGAGUGGAGGGCGAAGUGUAUCAGUGACUCAGCAUCCACAGGGUCUGGAUUUUGUUUAUUACAAACUUGCAGAGAAAUUUGUGAGUCAAGGAGAAGAAGAAGUAGCUUCUCACCGUGAGGCAGCUUUCCCAAUUGCUGUGGUGGCAUCCGGAAUCUGGGAAAUACACCCUCGAGUCGGAGAUCUCUUUUUAGCUCAUCUACACAAAAAGUGCCCGUAUUCUGUGCCAUUCUACCCUGCCUUCAAAGAAGGAACCUCUAUGGAAGAGUAUCAGAGGAUGCUCGGAUAUCAAUUUAAGGAUUCUAAGAUAGAAGAGCAAGAUCAUUUCCUUAAACGGAUGUCAGGACUGAUUCGUCUUUAUGCUGCUAUCAUUCAGCUUCGGUGGCCUUAUGGAAACAGACAAGGGACACAUCCUCAUGGGCUGAGUUAUGGAUGGCGCUGGCUUGCUCAGAUGUUGAACAUGGAACCUCUGGCAGAUGUGACAGCUACACUUCUUUUUGGUUUUCUGGAGGUAUGUGGUAACGCUCUCAUGAAACAGUAUCAGAUUCAGUUCUGGAAAAUGAUGUUGCUGAUCCGAGAAGACUACUUCCCAAGGAUUGAAGCAAUUACUAGCUCUGGACAGAUGGGCUCUUUAAUGCGUUUCAAGCAAUUCUUGGAGGAAUGUCUACAGAAGAAGGAAAUUCCAUUACCAAAGGGCUUUCUGCAGCCUUCCUUUUGGAGGUCAUAAAUCAGCAUGUACUUCUUCCUCCCUGGAUGUCAGUGCUUUCAGACCUGGCUUCCUGUUUACAUAUAGAGGCAAAACAAAUUCAUUUUAUAUUUGGGUGGAUGAGGAGAUUAUGUUCAACACAUGUGUUAAAGUGUAAUUCAUUACAUUUUAUGUUGAAUAGAACAAAAUCUUAAUUUGUUGGAAAUGGAUAAAGCUGUUCUUUAUUUUGGAUUUGUAUAGGUUUUUAUAUACUAAAUUAUGGAAAACUGAGAAUUUUCCUUGGUAUGCUCAAACAUGUGGAAGGUAGUUUACAUACAGUAUUCUGGUAACUUCUGGAUUUCACUAUAAACACUUGGACUGAAAAUUUGCUCAGUGCUAUUCUGUUCAUGGAAGUGAAAAUACCUCAAAGCUUUACGAAGUCUUAACAUAGUUAAUCAGUCUCAGAAACUUACUGGUGAAACUUUAUUAUUUAUUGUGUCAAGCUUUUGUAAUUCACUUUCCGUUAUGUUGACGUAACUUGCAUCCUGUUUGUGGCAACAACAUCUUAAAACUACUGAGGGACUGGUAAAAGGUACUUGGCCUAGCAUCGUGAACGUUUCUCUCUGUUGAAUGUAACUUUGCUCCAAGAGGCAUUGUUCUUGAUCUAAGAGAGGUAGACUCACUUUUUAAAACUUUGUGUGGAUUUUUAUGGGGAAAAAGCAGAGUUCCUGAAACUACAGAAAUUGUGUCCACUAUCCAUUAAGUGAUUGAAAGCUAAUAAGCAAUUUUAUUAAAAAAAAAUAAUAACAGUGAAACAGUGCAUUCAUCUAAACACUUUGGCUGAUGUUCUGUCAUCAUUGAGGGGGAAAUGGUAUGCUUGAGUUACCUAUGGUGCAUUGACUUAUAUUUUAUAAUGACCAUUUUAUAGAAAUAUAUUUCUUACUUUUCACUGUUAUGCCAUUUUUAUGUAUGAAGUACUGUAAUGCUUUUAUACCAAUGGUGAAUUAUUCUGAGAAUAGUUCAUUCUAGAAAUCUGUUUAAAUUUAAUAUUAAAGUGUGAUUAUUUUUUUCUCUUUAA